Styela clava is the source of this 1440-nucleotide messenger RNA. The record is from RefSeq and is a predicted model, not a curated record. Lineage: Eukaryota; Metazoa; Chordata; Ascidiacea; Stolidobranchia; Styelidae.
AUGGAACUUGACAAAAUAAAAGUCAUCGAAGAUAAAGUAAAAUACACAGUUUUCAAUGAUCCUGUUCAUGGCACCAUUUCUCUUCACCCAUUUCUGGUUAAAAUAAUUAACACACCACAGUUUCAAAGGCUCCGAAAUAUCAAACAACUUGGAGGAGCUUACUUUGUCUAUCCAGGUUCUUGCCAUAACCAAUUUGAGCACAGCAUUGGAACAGCGCACUUGGCAGGGAAACUUGUCCGCCAGUUGAAGGAAAAUCACCCCAAGCUUAAAAUUAAUGAAAAAGAUAUUCUUUGUGUGGAAAUCGCGGGCCUCUGUCAUGAUCUUGGCCACGGCCCAUUCCCCCACUUGUUUGAUAAUAAAUUCUACAAGGCAGUGGAUGCAAAGAAAAUUCCGCAUGAAAAGAUCUCGUAUGAAAUGUUGGAAUAUUUACUCGCGGAUGAAAGAAAUCAAUUCAAUCAAGCAAAUCUCCGAUUAUGUAAAAAUGAUAGGACUUUCAUAAAAGAAAUGAUCACCGGGGAAACAGAUGAUAAUAAUCCAGGACGACCGCCUAGAAAAGAGUUUCUGUAUGAGAUAAUUUCUAAUGAGCGAAAUAAAGUUGACGUGGACAAGUGGGAUUACAUUGCAAGAGAUUGCUAUCAGCUUGGAAUGCAAUAUGGCUUCGAUCACAAUCGUUUCAUGGAAUUAAUGAGAGUAUGUGAGGUAAAAGGAAAACGGCAAUUGUGCGUUCACAAGAAAGAAUGCUUUAAUCUAUACCAAAUGUUUCACACGAGGUAUUGCCUUCAUCGUAGGGCUUACCAACACCCCGUUGUUAAUGCCGUUGAGGAAAUGUUCACCGAGGCUUUGGUUCAUGCUAAUGAACACGCUAUCGAUGGUAUUAAAUUGUCAGAAUGUGCAAACGAUUUAGGUGUCUUCAUGAAGCUUGAUGAUGGUAUUUUUAAUACAAUUUUGAAUUCGACAAAGACGAAACUGGAGAAGUCAAGAGAAAUACUUGAAAAGAUAAUGAGAAGAGAAAUUUAUCGGACAGUGGCAAACGAGAAGAUGAAGGAUCACCAACAAAAGUACACGGAAGAAUUGAUAAAAAAAGAGAUUGAUUCCCAACAAAAUCUUAAGGAACAUUUGAUUGUAAAAAUAGUGAAGCUAAACUACGGAAUGAAAGAAGGGAGAAAUCCCAUUGAUUUAUACAAUUUUUAUCCUAAAAACAGCCCGGAUGUUGCUUCACCAAUUCCAAAAGACGAAAUUUCCAGCAUGCUACCACCUGUAUUCGAAGAAUUUCGGUUGCAAAUAUUCUGUAAAAAUCCAAAAAAGUUUAAGGACGCUAAGGAAGCAUUUGAAUCUUGGUGGAAAAAAGAAAUGCAGAAAGCACUCAAGAGAAAGUCAGAUGACAAACCAGGUACUAGUAAGAGAGCCUGUGAAGAAGAAACAAUUUCAGCACACAAAUGA